AUGGUGCUCGGCCUGUCAUAUCGACCCCUUGACCCUGCAACUUAUGAGAUUCGACUACUUCGAGUUCAUGCCGGGGUAAAAGGGAGUGGAAGAGACGUCAUAAGAUGCGAUCUCUUUCAUGCAAGUCUACAAGAUCCGGGCCUUCGAUACGAUGCACUGUCCUACUGCUGGGGGGAUGAGAGCCGCACCGCCGUGGUCAACAUCAAUGGGCAGGACCUUACCGUGCGCUUGUCUCUGGAAUCUGGUCUGAGGCAUUUGCGUUACCCGGAUCGAGAACUGAUCAUUUGGGUAGAUGCUAUCUGCAUCAAUCAGGCGGAUACCAGUGAAAAAAAUCAUCAGAUUCAGCAGAUGGAUUCCAUUUACAGCCAGAGCCAGGCUGUGCGCGCGUGGCUUGGUCCAACACAUCACGACCGCCAGUUCCCUCUUGUGUGUCUGAAAAGAUGGGCUGCUACAUUCACAGUGCCUGGCGAGUUUGGCCGUGGCAGUAUACCAUUCCCAAUCAAACGUGAAGAUAUUGCAGUCAGCGCCGCAGAUGAAGCAGCUGUGAGGAGAUUUGCUCAGAGAGACUAUUGGACGCGCUUCUGGAUAUUGCAAGAGCUUGCUCUGGCACAUAGCGCCAUCAUCCAUUACGGCCAACAGGAGAUACUGCUCGACGACCUUUUUGCUGUUCGGACAUGCCUGAUCGGGUUGAGUGCGCCAUUUAUCACGGAAUCAGAUACACAAGCACAUCUAAAGCUUCCUGAUGUCCAGGACGUCAACGAGCCGGACCCGUUGCUCAACGUGUUACGAUCUCUGAAGGAAAUUCAGUCUAUCUUGCGCGGCGAAGGCUAUGUCACGGUUGACAUGGCGACUUUUUUGACCUCGCGUGGAUCAAAAGAUCCUCGAGAUCGAAUUUUCGGUCUGUCUUGCAGAGCUGCUACAAGACUCACACCUUACCAAUUCGUCACACCCGACUACAACAAGACUUUGGAGCGGGUUUACCUGGAAUACGCGCUAUGUACGAUUCAAAAUGGGGAUACUUAUGGAUUGCUCCGGCAUUCUGGUUUCAGGCUCCUGCCCGAAACUGCUAUGGGUGACAAGGAUCUUCCCAGUUGGGCCAUUGACUGGCGCUGUCCUGUCAAAGAUACCGUCUAUCGAUCAAUGCGUGGCGUUGCAGCUCACAACGAGGCUACAAGAGUCACAGCCACCUCUUUCACCUGUUCGAGGCUGUGGGUACAAGGUACCAAGAUCGACGAAGUUUGCAAGGAGCUACCAUUGCAAUUUCUGUUCGCAGGAGAUAAUGACAAACACGCGAUAGGGCGGUCACGUGGUUUGUUCUUCAAGGACUUUGUCUUGGCGCCCCGUACCUCCCAAGGACAGUCACCGCUGCUGCUUCUGUAUCGCUUCAUCGCGUUCGCUGAGCUUGACUGCCUUUCGAGGAUAGAACGAGACAUCGUGUAUCAUCGAGACGAUCGAAUGCUCCUUGAGCUAUUCUUUGCCACGCUAAUAAAGAGGCUGCUGGUUCUGGAACUCACUGCCCCCGAGACAUGUUCCCUUGCUCUACAAAUCGGUAGCGCUCUGUUGCCUCCUGAUGCUAGGUUUCUUGAGGUAGCCGAGCUCAUGAGCCACGCCGCCGAUAUCGAAGAACGAGCCCGCGUUCUUAUGCUGGACAUAAUGCGUUUCAUCACUUCUGACGUGCGCUUCUUCUUGACAGAAAAUGGUAGAAUGGGUGUAGGGGCCACACGACUUCGCGAAGGAGACGGCAUAUUCGCCCUUGCACCGAGUGGUGCGACGUUCGCCCUGCGCCAGGAACAAAGCCCAGAAGGCCCCGAGCCUUGGUUUAGGAACGCCGGGGAGUGCUUCAUCCUCGACUCCGACACGUCUGGCACUGCGAAAGAGGAGCCAGACUACAUGGACCUUGAGAUUCGUUGA
Zasmidium cellare ATCC 36951 is the source of this 1911-nucleotide messenger RNA. RefSeq lists its product as uncharacterized. The transcript has 2 exons. Lineage: Eukaryota; Fungi; Ascomycota; Dothideomycetes; Mycosphaerellales; Mycosphaerellaceae. The coding region runs from base 1 to 1911 and encodes 636 amino acids. The record is from RefSeq and is a predicted model, not a curated record.